AUGUUCGUCAUCGUUCGCGAAGAAAGCUUACAUUCGCGCGCUCAACGCGCUGCAUACGCCCGGCCUUCAGAGCUCCCACACUCCGUCUCCGAGCCUCAAGACCAGUAUCAACACUCCCCGACAACCCACACAUCGUCGUACGUCCAUAAACACCCGAUAGACCCGUCCACGAGCCUCCUCACACUCCUGCCCACCGAACCUCCAAAUCAAAAACUCGCAAUCGGCACCUGUACCUCCGUCCCUCCCACACCGCAAAACUUUACUCCAAAUCCCUCCCUCCUGCAAAUCCUCUCCUCCCGUCUACCCACGCCAUGCCACCUCCAACCCAAAAAAUGA
This is a messenger RNA of Parastagonospora nodorum SN15, 336 nucleotides long. RefSeq lists its product as hypothetical. The record is from RefSeq and is a predicted model, not a curated record. The coding region runs from base 1 to 336 and encodes 111 amino acids. Lineage: Eukaryota; Fungi; Ascomycota; Dothideomycetes; Pleosporales; Phaeosphaeriaceae. The transcript is spliced from 3 exons.